AUGAAAGGUCUCAAACCUCUCCAUCGGGCUUUCCAAGCCAGCACUCUAACUCACCGAAUACACACUCAGCCCCUCCACACAACCUCCUACCUGCAAGCACAGAAAAUCACUCAAGCAGAAGAAGUCAUACUGGAAAGGUGCAUCCUCAACCCAGAACAUGCAGAAAGCUGCCAAUCAGGCACAGACGACGAAGUCGCCCGCCACAACUCCCCCUACGCCCCUUUCCCAACAAGCCCUGAAAAAGAGCAUCUGGCACUGAGGGAGGAAUACAGGUUGGAAGGCGAUACUAAACACAAUCCACUACUCGUCAGCCCUGCAAACCUGGAUGUCAGCCUAAUGGAACCGACAGUUUGUGCUGUUCAUAAUUUGCAUCACCUACGAAGUGUUAAAGGCUGGACGAAUAAGCAUAAGGAGGUACUUCUUCUGAAGACACCAUAUGAGUUCAGGAAAUAUGAGCAUGUGUUCUUCGAGUUGAGGAAGCCGAAUCAAAUGAGUUUGGGAAAGUGGUGGAAUAGUUAA
Messenger RNA from Penicillium pulvis, 519 nucleotides. RefSeq lists its product as uncharacterized. The transcript is spliced from 2 exons. Lineage: Eukaryota; Fungi; Ascomycota; Eurotiomycetes; Eurotiales; Aspergillaceae. The record is from RefSeq and is a predicted model, not a curated record. The coding region runs from base 1 to 519 and encodes 172 amino acids.